AUGACUCCAAUAACCUCUUCAGGAGGAAAAGCAGAAGUGUUCAGGGCCAGAAGGACAGAAUCCCGUGAUGUUUCAGAUAUUAUCAACCUCUUCAGCUAUUUUACAGAAGUCAUUUUUGGAAGGAUUGAUGUUGUAUACCUUUUAGAAAAAGCAAAUCUUGCUUUGACACUCUGCAAUGAAAAGGAUGAGGUGAUAGCUCAUGCUGCCUUUCUGGAUUAUCCAAAUUGGAAUAUCACUGAUCAGUCUGAAUGGGAAUCAUUCUUAGAUGAAAACUACAUCAACAAUAAAUGCACUCCUUUGAACACAUUGUUCAUGCAUCUUUUUGUGGCAAAAAAUGAGUAUAGAGCUGCAUGUUCCCAAGAAGUUGUUAGGAGAGCUUUUAUCACAGUCCCAGAGCUGCAGUUUAUACUUCUCUUUAUUCCAGCUGAUGAGAAUUUAGAUUUUUGUCAUUCAGAGCCAGAGAUGGGAAAUGUCUUUGAAAAGAUGGUGGCUGCUCCAGGUUCGGUAGUGGAUACAAACUUUACCUUGCUGGUGUUCCCCAGGCACCAGUAUCACCCACAGCUGCAUAUUCGCCAAGCAAGGUUGGAAGAUUAUGAUCAUCUCAUGCCAAUCUGGACACAUCAGAAUGAGACUCUGAAAGAAACCUAUAGUGAACAUUUCCUUGCUGAUCUCAUAGCACAUCAGGAUGAAGAAAACCAGGCUGUUGUCUGUGAGGAUGGUGACACUGCAGUAGGAUUCAUGAGCUUAUGUUCUCAAGUAAAUGUUUCCUUGUUUCAAGAGUGUUUUCAGCUAAGGCUGUUCCAUGGGCUCUGUAAACCACAUCCUGAAGAUAUUCUCAACAUGCCACAGCAGCCCAGCACUCAAGAAGAUGAAGAUUUAAGCAAGCAAACAAGUCAAGAAACUGAGUCUGUUUCAUCUGGAAAUGCUGAAGUUAUUCAGGACCAGGAUGCAGCUGUGCAGAAGGAUGGAGCCAUUACCAUUUCCCAUACUGACCUGCUGUUAGAUGAUGUCAAAGAUCUGAAAGCCUCAGCCACACUUCCUGAGACCAAAGAACAAGGUUCUUUUCGUCCAGUGUACAGAGGAGCUUCAAAUGCUUUCUGCAUCCAAGUGUUUUGCAUUGAUGAGAAGCAUGAAACUAGGUCGCUGGAUUUUCUGCAUGAUGUUUUCAAGCUUUUUCCGGACAAAGACUUCUGUGUCAUCCUAGUGCCACAUCAUGUCCCAGAGUCCCACCUGCUCCGGAGUUUUGUUCGGGUUGUGCCUUUCUUUACUUCCAGACUCGAUCGUGAGCUUUACCUCUUCCACCGUGCAGCAUUGAUCAAGUCAUUUAAUGUAAGAAAGGCAACAACCAAUGACCUGCUUGGUGUCAAAAUGCUCCUUAAAACCCUCACUUUGAAAGAAAGUAUACUGAAUGACUUCAGGAUAUUUACUCUGGCUCGCCGAGAUCCAGAUGGGAUCCCAGUACAGACUUUUGUAGCAGAAGUCAUGGAUCAAAUAGUUGGCAUUUCUGUCAUCAGAGAUGAAAUGGAUAUUGAGUAUAUUCGAUCACAUUACAACAUUGAAGAUUUUAUUAGCUUCAAUCACUACCAGCAAGAGGAACAUGGCCAUCUUUACUACUUUGCUUUAAAUCCUAUAUUUCAUCACUAUGCAAAACACUUUCUGAAGGAGAUUCUUCGCUUGGCCCACAAAUCCUGUCUUUACUAUCCUAUUUAUCCACAGCAUGUGGAAGACAAGUUUCAGAAUCCCCGUGCCCAUUCCCUGACAUCUGCCCUUCAUUACAUGGUUCCCGUGCGACCGAGACGACAGAUUGUCUAUCCUCUGGAAGAGCUUGGCAUAAACGCUCCAUCAGAGCAGGUCUCCAAGGAUCAGCUGAGUUAUUCUUUGAAUCACAUAAACCGAAAGCUGGUGCUGGACUGGAAGGUGUCUGUCAACACUAGAAUUGUGGUGGUUGGUGCAUCUGAUGUUGGAAUCUCUUUUCUGGAAACACUCAUUUUUUGUCCACAUCUGAAGUUCAACAACCUGACCUUGAUUUCAAUUCAUGGCCUUCCAGGAAAAGACCUACCUGGCUCUAAACACAGAAGAUUUUUAAUUAACAGCCACUGUUUUAAUGAUGAAGAUUAUGCACAGAUGUCACUUUGUUCCUGGGUUAACGUGGUGGUUGGUAAAAUGACCAGCAUCAAUCGCCCCGAAAAAUACGUGGUGGUGUCCAAGGAGAUAAAGGUACCAUACGACUACCUUGUUCUCUGCACGGGGCAGAGAUACCAGGUCCUGUCUCCCACUGGAGCAGAUAUCAGUAAACUCCCACCUAACAGGGAAGUCCUCAGUAAGUGGCCACAGAGGUACACAGGGAAAGUCCCUUUCAAUUAUUUUACCCUCAAUGAUGACCAGGAUUGCUUGAAGGCACUGCAGUGGCUGAAGGAGAACGUUGUAAGCACGGAAGGGAACAUCAUUGUCUAUGGGCAUACAAUUGACAUUUACACCACGGUCGAAACCCUCUUAUCUCUUGGAAUUAAUGGUUCUCGCAUACAUCUGGUGCAGCCUCCGCUCAGCUCCAACCUUACUCGCCUUAACAACAGCGAAAUCGAAAGUGCCGUUCAGGAGGCACUGUCAGAGGCUGGCGUGGCUGUUUAUUAUGACAGCAUCCUGGCAGAGUGGAGCCCAGGCGAGGACCCAGGCCUGAUCACCAGCGCUGCCUUCACUGCUGCUGCACAGCCCUUCACAUUGCAGUGCUCGGCAUUUUUUAGCUUUGCCUACAGGGCAGUGGAUUAUGAAACCUUUAAGGCAAUUAAUGAUGCUUGCCUGGUGUUUGAUGGAAGCCUUGUGAUCGAUAGCAAAUUCCGCACUAACGAUGGCAGCAUCAGGGCCGCAGGUCCCUUGACAAAGUACUCCAGGAGAUACUAUGCAGAUGGAUGGACACACAGCAACUUCAAUUCAAAGGAGAUCGGCUCUGAGCUCGCUACAUCUAUGCUGGAUCUCUUUGAUCCAACCCUUAAGCCAUUUUCUAAGCCAGCAGAAGGCACAGAGAGACUCCUUCCCAUGUACAAAGGGUGUAAAGUUAAAGGAGGUGUUCUUCCUGGAAGUUAUAAUUACUUGCAUAUUUCCAAACCAGAAAUCCCCUUGGACUUAGAACCUGCAAUGUGUGACCAUGGGAUGGAGAUUAUAACAGGAGAGGCAAGACGUGGGAAUUAUUUCCGGAUGCAUCUGAACAAGGACAGCAUGGUGGAGAGCAUCACCUGCUUUUCAAAGGAGCCCUUUCCUGUCUCCAACUACAUUUGCUUGUAUGGGCAGCACGAGCAGCUUCUCAAUGACCUUUGUUAUCGCUGGAAUGAUGGGCAGAUUACAGAUCUUUACAGCUACUUCAGGGAACCUUGGUCCAUGGCCAUCUAUCACGAUCGGUUUAUUGAUCUCAAGAAGGAACUGCGCCAAAUCCUGGUGUUGGAACAGGUUGCCGGACUGCCCACUGCCGCCAAGUCGACCCCAGAGGACCUCACAGAGCAGAGUCCCUGCCCUCCGCAGCUGCGGGACCCCAUCCUUCGCUACCUGCGCCGCCAUCGCUACCACCUGCCCAUGUACACCCCGGUAGAGACCGCCGCCACCGGACCCUCGCCCGCAGCAGGUGAGACGGCAGCGCCGGGUCCGCAGGACAGCGGCAGCACGCUUGCAUAA
Indicator indicator is the source of this 3663-nucleotide messenger RNA. RefSeq names its product cilia and flagella associated protein 61 (gene CFAP61). NCBI's taxonomy places the organism in Eukaryota, Metazoa, Chordata, Aves, Piciformes, Indicatoridae. The record is from RefSeq and is a predicted model, not a curated record.